UGAUAUAAUUUGGUUUCAAGCAGCCCAAAAAUUUAUUUGCAAAAUGGGUCGUCUUCUGCUCAGUUUUGCUUUGCUGUUUUGUGCUUUAUCUCCAAUAAACAGCGACUUUGUGAUCGAUGGAAUAAGAAACAUUCAGAAAAGAAGCACUGAAAAGCCAGUAGAUGAUAUAGAAGUCUACAGUAUAAUUAUCAGCAGUCAGGUGACAUCUCGCUUUGCCCAUAAUGUCAUCACAAGCAGAGCUGUUAAUCGAGCGAACGUGUCCAAAGAAGCCUUCUUUAAUGUGGAUCUGCCCAAAACAGCUUUCAUUACAAAUUUCAGCAUGAUAAUAGAUGGAGUCACAUAUCCAGGAGUAAUUAAGGAAAAGGAAGCUGCUAAGAAACAGUAUGAUAAAGCUGUAUCAAGGGGUCAAACAGCCGGACUAGUCAGGGCCUCUGGAAGGAAGACGGAGAAGUUCACUGUGUCUGUUAAUGUGGCUCCAGAAAGUAAAGUCACAUUUGAGUUGGUCUAUGAAGAAAUGCUGAAACGUCGCCUUGGAAAGUAUGAGAUGUUCAUCAAAGUUCAACCAAAAACUCUUAUAAGAAAAUAUGAGAUUGAAGUAGACAUACAUGAACCUCAAGGUAUCAGCUUUCUAGAUGCUCAAGCGACUUUUUUAACAAAUGACCUACUACCUACUAUACAAAAAUCCUUUUCUGGAGAAAAGGGCCAUGUCUCUUUUAAACCCACGAUAGAUCAACAGCGUUCAUGUGCUGACUGUGAUACCACGUUACUAGAUGGAGAUUUUACUGUGACCUAUGAUGUUAAUAGAGAAUCCCCUGGAAACAUACAGGUUGUCAAUGGAUAUUUUGUUCACUUUUUUGCCCCCCCUAAAUUGACUGGUGUACCAAAAAAUGUAGUUUAUGUUAUAGACAGAAGUGGAUCCAUGUCCGGUAGAAAAAUGGUGCAGACAAAAGAAGCCCUUCUCCAAAUUCUGAAUGACACGUCAGAACAUGAUCACUUUAAUUUCAUACUGUUCGACAAUAGAAUUUCUGUGUGGAAGGAUUCUUUGCUCAAAGCAACUCCAGAAAACCUAAAAGAAGCUCGAGAAUUUGUCAAGAACAUUAAUACUGGUGGCUGGACAAACAUUAAUGACCCUGUACUGGAGGCUGUCGAGUUAUUAAAUACAGCACACAAGAAUAAAACUGUUCCUGAAAGAAGUGUUUCCUUAAUUGUCCUCCUCACAGAUGGUCAAGCCAAUGGAGGUGAAACAAACCCUUCAAAAAUCCAGGAAAAUGCAAAGAAAGCCAUUCAGGGUAAAUACACCCUGUACAGUCUUGGUUUUGGCAGUGGAGUUGAUUAUGCUUUUCUGGAGAAGUUAGCACUGGAAAAUUCAGGAAUCGCCCGUCGCAUAUAUGAAGACUCGGAUGCAGACUUGCAGUUGCAGGGAUUUUAUAAUGAAAUUGCAAAUCCAACAUUGAUUGACAUAGAAAUGCAAUAUCCUGAGAAUGCUAUCGCUGACCUCACUCAGAACAACUUCAAGCAUUACUUUGAAGGGAGUGAAAUUGUGGUCGCCGGACGUGUAACAGAUAAUGACUUGAAUUCAUUUACUGUGGAUGUAAAGGCAAAGGGGGCGGAUGAAUCUAAGAAAUACACAGAAAAUGCUCACGUUCAAAGCGAGGAUGAUGUGAGCAAACAACAGAAAUACAUCUUUGGUGACUUUACGGAGAGACUCUGGGCAUAUCUAACCAUACAGCAGUUAUUGGAAAAACGGCUUUAUGCAGACCCAUCAGAGAAAGCAAACCUAACAGCGCAAGCGCUUGAUCUGUCCUUGAAGUUCAAGUUUGUCACUCCUUUAACAUCAAUGGUGGUUACAAAACCAGAGGAAAAAGACAAGGAAGAAGAAACAUUAAUUGCUGAUAAAUUUGUGGACGGACAAACAUCAUCUUCGCAUGUUUCACAAAGUCAGAGACAAACAUCAUCUUUGUAUGGUUCACAAAGUCAGACGCAAAUCGUUUCAUAUAAGACAGCACGAUUAAUUGCACAUAGUCCUCCAGCUUUUGUGGAUUCUGACCCUCAUUUUGUGAUAAAUGUUCCACAAAAGAAUGACGUACUGUGCUUCAAUAUUCAGGAGAAGCCGGGUGUGAUCCUGAAACUUAUUGAGGAUAGACAACUAGGUAUUGCAGUCAAUGGGGAACUUAUUGGAAACAAGAAAAUCAAUAAUGUCAUAUCAAAUGAAACCUAUUUUGGAAGAUUUGGGAUCGUAAACAGAGAGAUGAAGAUAGAAAUUGAGGUGACCACUGACAAAAUCAUAGUCCUGAACCAUAAAAACAAGAAAACGUUCUCGUGGCAGAAAACAGGCUCUAUAAGCAAGGAAGGGUUUAAUCUGGUGGUGAACAAAAGAAGUAAUGUGACCUUGUCAUUUGGAGAAGGAGCAACAUUUGUUAUAAUUCUGCAUGAAGUUUGGAAAGGUCACCCUCUCCACAGGGAUUUCUUAGGGUUUUAUACAUUGGAUGAUCAUACAUUUUCUAAAGGAGUCCAUGGACUGCUAGGACAAUUUUUUCAUGGAAUCAAUUAUGAAAUUUCUAAUAUUCACGAAACUGAAAAUCCUGAGAAACCGGAUGCAACAAUGAAAGUGAAGAACAAGCUGCUGACAGUGACCAGGGGUGUACAAAGAGACUACCGAAAAGAUCACAAGAAUGGCAUUAAAAUUCCCUGCUGGUUUGUGCAUUUCAAUGGAGAAGGUCUGAUUGAUGGAACCCAUACCGAUUAUAUUGUACCUGACAUUUUCAGUAUUGCUUAUUAGAAGUGAUUACUGUAGAGAUUCAAUAUGUAGAAUUGUGUUAAUUUGAGAUAUAGUGAUAUUAUGUCAGGAGAAGCUUUGGAAACCAUUUGGAAUAAAUCAAACAUUAUUGUAGGUGUCUGUCCUGGUGAAAUGUUCCCUUUAAAAGCUACGGACACCUUCAGGAAAAUAUUUUAUGAUUCCAUUUUACUCAUUUUGGGUUAAAAUCAUGUUUUCAAUUGGUCUGUAUUAAAAAUUGUAAGUAGUUUUUGUGAUACCUGUGGUUAAAAAUCAGUUUAUAUGCUGACUAUUCCUCCUGAGUUCCAUCAGCUGACUGUUCAUGUAGAGUUCUUAUCUCUGAUCUCAGAAACACUCAGUAUUAAAGAUUUGAAAGAACCCUUUAA
Messenger RNA from Bufo gargarizans (Asiatic toad), 3159 nucleotides. Its product is annotated as inter-alpha-trypsin inhibitor heavy chain H3-like. NCBI's taxonomy places the organism in Eukaryota, Metazoa, Chordata, Amphibia, Anura, Bufonidae. Gene Ontology annotation, molecular function: serine-type endopeptidase inhibitor activity. The transcript is spliced from 23 exons. The coding region runs from base 44 to 2779 and encodes 911 amino acids. The record is from RefSeq and is a predicted model, not a curated record. Gene Ontology annotation, biological process: hyaluronan metabolic process.